Molecule: messenger RNA, 3972 nt
Organism: Dovyalis caffra
Lineage: Eukaryota; Viridiplantae; Streptophyta; Magnoliopsida; Malpighiales; Salicaceae
Source: the annotation of a GenBank genome assembly
AUGGCUUCGGCGAUCUCAAAUGUCCUUAACUGCCCUAAACCCCAAAUUUCCCAGAGGAAUUUCAAUCUCAAAAACUCAGUUUUAAAAUCCCCAACUUCCCUUGUCAGAUUUCCUGGAGUGGUAAGGCAACAUAAAAGUUUUAUUUGUGCUUCCGCGUCAGCAACAGGAGGUUCUAGGUCAGACAAUGACUUAAACCCAUAUGAGGUUCUUGGUGUGAAUCCCAUUGAGGGGUUUGAUAUGGUGAAGGCAGCGUAUGCAAAAAAGCGCAAGGAGGCCGAGAUAGAGGGUGAUGAAGCAACUGCUGCUCGGCUAGAGAAGGCAUAUGAUAAAUUGAUGAUGGCUCAGUUAAGUAAUCGGAAGAAGGGUGUGACAUAUGGUUCAUUCAAGGUCUCAAAGGACAUAAAAUAUGCUGAUAAGCAGCCAAUUGUACCAUGGGGACCAAGAUUAAACCUCAAAGAGAAAAUGAUGAAAUUGACAAUAAGUUACCUAGUGCCAAGGUUUGCCAAGUCCAGUGAACAUGACAUGCGCAUCAACCUGGCAAUAUCUGCUGCAUUUACAGCUUGGAUUCUUAUCAAACGCAAUGCUGAAUAUAAACCUCUUCAGUUCCUGGCUUUUGCGUUUGUAUAUCGAAUUUUUGAGAAGUUAAAAACCUUUGAACCUCCUGUGUCGCCGACAUAUACAGAAGAUGGUGAAGACGAGGGGCGGACAGUGCGCUUGGGGAAAAGGAUUCUUCGUUCCCUUGCACUAGUUUUUGGAUCUAUUGCCUUUGCUUCCUUGGUAGGCAAGAUGAGGAUCAUGAUAAAAGGUGGAGUGUGGAAGAACACGGAGGAUGAAAUAUUAAAAGCGGCGGUUAUGAAAUAUGGCAAAAAUCAAUGGGCUCGUAUUUCUUCCCUUCUUGUUCGUAAAUCUGCUAAGCAAUGUAAAGCUCGUUGGUAUGAGUGGCUUGAUCCUUCCAUUAAAAAGACUGAAUGGACUAGAGAAGAGGACGAGAAAUUGCUUCAUCUUGCAAAGCUCAUGCCCACACAGUGGAGGACGAUUGCCCCAAUUGUUGGACGUACUCCAUCACAGUGCCUUGAGCGUUACGAGAAGCUGCUUGAUGCAGCUUGUGUUAAGGAUGACAACUACGAACCUGGGGAUGACCCACGGAAGUUGCGUCCUGGUGAGAUUGAUCCGAACCCAGAAUCUAAGCCUGCACGUCCAGAUCCUGUUGAUAUGGAUGAGGAUGAGAAGGAGAUGCUUUCGGAAGCACGAGCUAGGUUAGCAAAUACUAAAGGUAAAAAGGCUAAAAGAAAGGCUAGGGAGAAACAACUUGAAGAAGCUAGGAGGCUUGCUUCCUUGCAGAAAAGAAGGGAACUGAAGGCUGCUGGUAUUGAUACUAGGCAACGGAAGAGGAAAAGAAAGGGGAUAGACUAUAAUUCUGAAAUUCCCUUUGAGAAGAGACCUCCUCCUGGAUUUUAUGAUGUUGCUGAUGAAGAUAGGCCUGUGGAUCAGCCUAAGUUCCCGACCACCAUUGAAGAAAUUGAAGGGAAAAAAAGGAUGGAUGUUGAAGCACAGUUAAGAAAGCAAGACAUUGCGAAGAAUAAAAUUGCUCAAAGGCAAGAUGCUCCGUCAGCUAUACUGCAAGCAAACAAGCUGAAUGACCCAGAAACAGUAAGGAAGAGGUCAAAAUUAAUGCUUCCUGCACCACAGAUUUCAGAUCAUGAAUUGGAGGAAAUUGCGAAGAUGGGUUAUGCUAGCGAUCUUCUUGCAGGAAGUGAGGAAAUCACUGAAGGGAGUGGUGCAACACGUGCUCUUUUAGCAAACUAUGCCCAAACACCACGACAAGGAAUGACACCACUACGAACCCCGCAAAGAACUCCUGCUGGUAAGGGUGACGCUAUAAUGAUGGAAGCUGAAAACCUAGCCCGGAUGAGAGAGUCACAAACACCGUUACUAGGAGGAGAAAAUCCAGAGUUGCACCCUUCAGAUUUUUCUGGAGUUACCCCUAAGAAACGGGAGAUUCAAACACCAAACCCAAUUCUGACUCCUUCCUCAACUCCUUCUGCAACUCCUUCUGCAACUCCUGGCGGUGUUGGUCUUACUCCCAGAAUUGGUAUGACACCAUCAAGGGAUUCUUUUGGGAUGACCCCGAAAGGAACUCCUAUCAGGGAUGAACUCCAUAUAAAUGAAGAUAUGGAUAUGCAUGACAGUGCAAAACUUGAGCAACGAAGACAGGCUGAUCUGAGAAAGAAUCUGCGUUCUGGUCUUGGCAGUCUUCCACAGCCCAAGAAUGAAUACCAGAUAGUCAUCCAACCGCCUCCAGAAGACAAUGAAGAACCAGAGGAGAAGAUUGAAGAGGAUAUGUCUGAUAGAAUAGCGAGAGAAAAAGCUGCAGAAGAAGCUCGACAGCAGGCAUUACUUAGGAAGAGAUCGAAAGUACUGCAAAGGGAACUUCCUCGGCCUCCUGUUGCUUCAUUGGAAUUAAUUAGAGAUUCUUUGCUGAAAGCUGAUGGGGAUAAGAGUUCCUUUGUUCCUCCUACAUUAAUUGAACAGGCUGAUGAAAUGAUAAGAAAGGAGCUUCUAGCCUUACUAGAGCAUGAUAAUGCAAAGUAUCCACUUGAAGAGAAGGCAAGCAAGGAGAAGAAGAAAGGCUCCAAGCACCCUUCAAAGAGAUCUGCUGCUUCUAUCCCUGUGAUAGAGGACUUUGAAGAAGUUGAGAUGAAACAAGCUGAUACUUUGAUAAAAGAGGAAGCUCAGUACAUACGUGUAGCUAUGGGGCAUGAAGAUGAAUCCCUUGAUGAAUUUGUUGAAGCACACAAAACAUGCAUGAAUGACCUCAUGUACUUCCCCACUCGCAACGCUUAUGGACUCUCCAGUGUUGCUGGAAACAUGGAGAAACUUGCAGCAUUGCAGAAUGAAUUUGAGAAUGUGAAAACAAGGUUAGAUGUUGAAAGGGAGAAGGCAUUACGGCUUGAGAAGAAGGUCAAUGUUCUCACACAAGGUUAUCAGAUGCGGGCAGACAGGCAGAUUUUGCCACCAAUUGAGUUGACCUUAAAGCAGAUGGACACUGCUGGAACAGAACUAGAGUGCUUCCAAGCUUUGCAGAGGCAAGAGCAAUUAGCAGCAUCACACAGGAUCAAUGGUCUUUGGGAGGAAGUUCAGAAGCAGAAGGAGCUAGAGCAAACUUUGCAAAGGAGAUACGGAGAUCUUGUGGCUGAGCUUGAAAGGAUACAACAGCUCAUCAUUAAUUAUCGGGCUCUAGCAAUACAACAAGAAGAAAUCGCUGCAAAGAAUCGUGCACUUGAGUUGGCCGAAGCUGCAGCAAAGCAAGCUGCCAUGCUGGACGCAAAACCUUCUGAGCCUAUGCCUUCAGAUGAACUUGGAAGCUCUAUGCCAGUUGAUUCAUCUGAUGAAAAAGUUUCAGAGCAGCAAUUGGAUGUUGAAUCAGAGAAGGUGCACAGUGCACUGGCCACAGAUGCAAGCUUGACUAACAAUGUGCCUUCUGAUGAAAAAGUUUCGGAGCAGCAAAUGGAUGUUGAAUCAGAGAAGGUGCACAGUGCAUUGGCCACAGAUGCAAGCUUGACCAACAAUGUGUCAUCUAAUGAGGUGCAGACAACACUUGUACAAGGUAACGGCCAUGAAGCUUCUGGUACUUAUCCCUCUGGUUCGGAUGGAGAUGACCAAAAUGGAGUUCCAUUUCCAACAGAGGACUCGAUAAACAGAGGAGAUAUUAUAUCUAAUGUUGGCGUUGCAGUGGAGAAUAAGGUGAAUGAUAAUUCUGUUGAUGGGGAUGCUGGUGAUGAUGUUAUGAGCACAGAAGUUAUGAAGGACAGCUCAGCUGCCAUUGAAGAAGAGAGUAUCCAAGAAAGAGUUGAUGGCUAUGCCAAUGCUGAUGUGAUGCAGGUUUCCAGUGGCAGAGAUGACAAAGUAAAUCAAAUGAAGGAUGAAGGAAAAUUGCCUGUCAUGGAGGUGGAUCUUACUAACUCUGAAUAG